AUGACUAGUUCUGAAGAUAUUCAACAGGACAACCAUAAACAUACAAAUCUGAAAGAAAAACCAAAGUAUUACUCCAAAAAUUUAAUUUCAAGCGAAAUGAUAACAUUUGAAAAACUAGUGAUGAGAGAUAUAAACAAAAUUAAAAAAACAAAUACAUAUCAACAGAAUCUCACUAGGAAAGAAUGUAUGGCCCUAAAGAAAUUCCAGAAAGAUAAAUCAAUAAUAAUUAAACCUGCGGAUAAGGGGGGAGGUGUAGUCCUUAUGACGUUAGAUGACUAUAAUAAAGAAUCACAUAGAUUAUUGGAGGACACUAACACCUAUAUAAAACUACGAGCAGAUCCCACUAAAGAUUUGAAGGAGAAAUGUCAUAAUUAUCUAAAUGAAGGAUACAAAAAUGGGAUUUUAAAUCAAAAAGAGUUCAAUUACUUAAAAAUUGAUUUUCCAAAAAUUCCGGUAUUAUACCACCUCCCCAAAGUCCACAAGAAUCCCACUCAACCUCCAGGAAGACCCAUAGUUUCGGGCAUUGGAUCUAUAUCCUGCAGACUAUCUGAGUACAUAGACCAAUGUCUGCAACCAAUUGUUCGACAAAUACCCAGCUACUUAAAAGACACUGGAGAUAUAUUAAGGCACAUAGACAAAUUGGUGUGGAGUGAGAAUUAUUUCUUGACCACUGCUGACUAUUACAGACAUUUCUUGGCCCUUGUUUUUGCCAUUGAUGAGAUAAACAGAAAUCCCAAUAUACUACCUAACCUAACUCUAGGAUACCAUAUGUUUGAUUCUUGCUGUGAUGUAAAUACAGCCAUAGACGGCGUAAUAAGGAUAUUAUCUGGAUCUAGAAAAGUAAUUCCUAACUACUCUUGCAGGAAACAUGGCAAACUAGUUGGCUUUAUCGGAGAUCUGUCCUCGGACUCUUCUGUGUCUGUAGCUCAUGUUCUUGGAGUCCAUAGCUAUUUACAGAUUAGCUAUGGAACCACCAGCCCUCUUUUAAGUGAAAAAAAUCCAUAUCCAUCAUUUUUUCGUACAGUUCAAGAUGAUAAAAUUCAAUUUGUGGCAAUUUCAAACUUGCUGAUACACUUAGGCUGGAAUUGGGUUGGAAUUAUUACGUCUCCCGAUGACAGUGGAAAGACGGAGGGACACGAGCUGGUAAAGGAAAUGACAAAGCAUAAAAUCUGCAUUGAAUUCACGAUUACACUAAAAACUGAACAAAAAAUACAUGACAUUGUUUCUUACAGUGAAUUCAAUGAAAUCCUUUACCAUUCCACAUCCCAAGUAUUCAUCAUUUGUGGCACAGUUCCAGUGCAGUUUUUUUGGGGGUUUGGGGAUGGUGAUCCCUUCUUUAACAAAACUCUGAUCUUUUCCUCGUCAUGGAUAUUCAGUGCCGACCUUGGAAAGAUGCCGAUACCUGCCCUUAAUGGGAGUUUGCAUGUUACUAUUCCCAGAAGACACAUUCCAGGACUGCAAAAAUUCCUUCGAACUAUCCACCCUUCUAACCGCCCAGAUGACAGCUUCCUAGAAGAUAUAUGGGUGCAAUUUUUUGAAUGUUUAUCUCCAAACCAGUUUAAGAAUGAACUAUUUGUAGAACUUUAUGACGUUGAAUUUUUGAAUUGUAAAGGGAAUGAAACAAUUACAGACAUUAGUAAUGUUGUGUAUGACACAAAAUUGCAUCACUACAUCAGAAGAGUUAACUUUAUAGACCCCAUCGGAGAGAAGAUAUAUUUCAAUGAGAAAGGAGUGAUACCGACACAGUACCACAUUGUCAAUCAAGUUGUUUUGGAAAAUGGGACCUUUUUGAGGAAACUUGUUGGUCACUUCACCAUGUUGGAGCCUGAUGGAAAGAAACUCAUUAUCAACACAAAAGACACAAUAUGGAAAGGGAGCACAAAUGCGAUUCCACAAUCACAGUGUUCAGAUAACUGUAUACCUGGCUUUCGAAGAGUUUUACGUAUAGGGAAGCCGGCUUGCUGUUACAACUGUGUACGGUGCUCAGAGGGUGAAAUUUCCACUGAAACAGAUGUUGAUAUAUGUCAGAGGUGUCCAGAAACCCAGUGGCCUAAUGAAAGAGGUGACAAGUGUCAACCAAAAACAUUUGAAUUUCUGUCUUAUGAAACGGAUCUUAUUGCUUCAAUAUUCUCUUUUUUCGCCAUAUUAUUUUCGGUUUUAACCGCCGUAGUGUUGGUGAUAUUUAUUGUGUUCAGGGACACUCCUAUUGUCAGGGCAAAUAAUCGUAACUUGAGCUUUGUUCUUCUGAUCUCUCUGUGCCUGAGCUUCCUCUGUGUUUUCUUUUUCAUUGGUCGCCCCGUGGACGCAACCUGCAUGCUGCGCCAUGCGUCUUUUGGAAUCAUCUUCACCGUGGCUGUAUCUUCAGUAUUGGCCAAAACAAUCAUUGUCGGCAUUGCCUUUAAAGCUACCAAGCCAGGAAACAAGUGGAAUAAAUUAACUGGGCUAAAAAUAGCAAACAACAUUUUUAUUUCCUGUUUUUUAAUUCAAGUUUUAAUUUGUGUCAGUUGGCUGGUUAUUUCUCCUCCAUUCCAAGAUUUAAACAUGAAUUCACUACCUGGAAAGAUCAUCGUAAAAUGCAACGAGGGCUCUUCACUUGCUUUUUAUUGUGUCAUUGGAUAUAUAGGGCUUUUGGCAGCAAUGAGUUUUAUUGUUGCUUAUCUGGUAAGGACUUUGCCCAAUAGCUUCAAUGAAGGAAAACACAUUACUUUUAGCAUGCUGGUGUUCUGCUGUGUCUGGGCCUGUGUUAUUCCAGCCUAUCUAAGCACUCAAGGAAAGGACAUGGUAUCAACGGAAAUAUUUGCCAUUCUUGCUUCAUCUGCUGGACUUCUGAUGUGUAUAUUUUUUCCAAAAUGUUACAUUAUUUUGCUAAAACCUCAUAGGAACACAAAAAGACACUUGCUUGGAAAUUUUAGGAGAUAA
Pelobates fuscus (common spadefoot toad) is the source of this 2919-nucleotide messenger RNA. RefSeq names its product vomeronasal type-2 receptor 26-like. Gene Ontology annotation, molecular function: G protein-coupled receptor activity. Bases 1 to 2919 code for a protein of 972 amino acids. NCBI's taxonomy places the organism in Eukaryota, Metazoa, Chordata, Amphibia, Anura, Pelobatidae. Gene Ontology annotation, cellular component: plasma membrane. The transcript has 6 exons. Gene Ontology annotation, biological process: G protein-coupled receptor signaling pathway. The record is from RefSeq and is a predicted model, not a curated record.